GUGAAAAUCUGGUUCCAGAAUAGAAGAAGUAAAUACAAGAAGAUGAUGAAGGCGGCGCAGCAGGGCGGCGCUGGCGGCGGAGGGCAACACGGCAGCCUCCUAGCCGGCGGAACCGCUUUACCCGGAGGACCAUCCCCUCAACCGGGUCAACCAGGAAGUCUCAUGCAAGGAGGAGGCGGAAGUUCCGUGUCGGGCAGCCCGACGACGGGCUACCUCGGCGGCAUGGGUGGCGGCGCAGGGGGUCACACCCCCGGCAGUUCGAGCCCCGGAAGCGAGAUGUCGCCUCAGCACAACGAGAGUCCACCCGCACCCUCUUGGCCGGGCGAGAUGAAGCACCAUCCGCAUCCGCACGCGCCACCGCACACCCACCACCACCCCCAUACGCCUGGCCACCAUCCACCGCCACCGCCGCCGCCGCCGCACCACGCGGGUUACAUGCCACAGUACUCGUGGUACCAAGCGGAUCCUAAUCCCGGACUACUCACGGUGUGGCCGGCGGUUUAACGAAGAUGUCCUUCGAGCUGUGUUCAGGAGGAAUCGCUUCUUCGUAGCACCGCGGACGUGCCAGCGCCCCUGCCCCAAAGUGUGAAUACGUAUAGCACCUGUCGCGAUGGAAUUCGCGUUCGAUGUUAAUAAAUUCUAUUCCUUAACGAGAGCCGCGUGUUCACCGGACCGGUUUUGCGCUCGACCCUCACGGGUCCCGGACGGGUCGUUCGUCGUUCCGACAAAAAUCGAAUCGAUCGCGACGAUGGUAUCGUAGAUCGUCCGAGAGAUUUUCGCUGAAAUGUUUCGCGAUAGAAAAUCGAGAUCACUGACGAUUACGCGUCAUGGGUGUCAACGUUCGCGUCGAUGGAAUCGGCACGGAAACGUCCGUCGACGAGGACGAAGCCGGUCUCGUUUUACCUGAAACGAUCGACGUGAGGGCCCAAAGAUCGCACGACACAUGUAACGGCGACGCAAGAAUCAUCGACUAGAUAUGUAUAGCGGAAGAUCGACGGCAGAUCGUUCUCCUCAUUCGCCUCGCGAGCUUAUCGAUCGUUCAUCGUCGUCGAACGCACGAAACCAGGCAAAACCAGUUGACGAUCGGCCGAUCUAACCGUGACUGAAUAAUGACUGAAUAAUCGCUGGUGUUUCAACGAUCGCGAAACGAUUUACACGAUUGACCAGACGACAGUUUCCAUAGUGGCAUCGUUAAAUGUCAAGACAGCAGGACGAUUCUCCGUGACAACUAUUGGCGAACGACUGUCCAUCGUGGUUCUCGCGCGUAGACCAAGAACCAACCAUUUUCGCCAAUCGAAAGAUUGUUUUCGCGUUCUAAACGAUUCGCAACGAUUCCUCGGUUUCCUUGGUAAAUGUCAAUCCGGUUGGUAGAUGACGUUAGAUCGGUCGAUCCUUCGUGACAGUUGCCCAACCGAGGCGGCUGACCCACUUCGUGCUCUGGAAGCUGGAUCUCGUCGGAUCAAACGGCGUCAGAGCGAGAAGAGAGCAGAGAAGGCGGAGAAGAGGCAGAAAGAGUAACCGCGAAAGGGGACAGAAAGAAGGACGAACAGAGACGAGACGAGGAGGUGAACAGAGAUGGAAAAAGAUGGAUGGAUCACGGGGAACAGAGAGAGAGGGACAUUGCACAAACUCGUCGUCGAGAAACAGUCGUUCCUCAAGGCGGUUGGGAAGUAAUGAAAUCCUAAUGACAUUUUCGUGAGUCAAACGAUCUCGGCAAUCACGGUGGCGCGCUGUAAUCACCGGUCCCUCCUUUCCGGAUGAAGCAACCGAACGCGGUGGACCCUCCUCCGAAAAGGAGCGGACGACACGAAGAGAUACGCGCGAUUUACCACGAAACCCGAGGCCGUGCACAGCCAAUGGAAAAAAAUCAUUAUCUCGGUCGACGACGCGACCGACAGUUCCGACAAGUACGCGUUCAUUAAAUUCGCGAAGAAAACAAAACAAAAAGAAAGAAAAAAAAUCGAAACUACUCCGUGAGUGCACGGUCUCGCGUUCGGCGUGUCGACGACGACACAUCAAACAAAAAUGUCGGUCGAGUUACAUUUUCGUCGCGUUAUCUCUCCACCAUCUCGCGAAACCAUUUCUCUCUUCUCCACUCGUACGUACGUUUCCUUGAGAAACAUUCCUUCUCUUCCGGGCGAUAAAUACUUUUGUCGUCCCCUCUGUUCGUAAUUCUCUGUCCGACAACCUUCGACCUCGGUGCCUCGAGGGUGAGUGCAUCGAGGGCGCAAGGGUUUUCACAGGGGUUUUACGCUGUUUUUACCAUUUCCCGUCGGCCAUGCUGCAAGUCACCCUUUUGCCAUCUUUGCCAUCACCGGCCAACGAUAUACAUAGCUAGCUUUCAAAGAGUUGCGCCACAAAACCGCAGGAAAAAAGCAACGAACGCUUGCGGUUUGCAACCAGGGGAAACUGGGAGGGCCGGUGAGCCCCACCGCUGACCCAAAUCCUCCGGCGUGUCGGUGUAACAAUGGUCGUCUCAUGAGAACGCGGUCUCGCACGGUCCCUUGACUUCCUGAUUCUGCCCUCUUUUUCACCUCCGCAGAUGCCAAUUCCGUUCUGUCCGACACAACCAACGCCGAAGGAUCGCGAAACUUUCGCAAAAAGCCACGUCGAAAAAAUCUCCCACCCAUCCCCGAAACUCUCUGUUUCCCAAUCCUCCCUUCGACACCUUCUUCUUCCUUUUCCCCUCCUCUUCAAACGUUUACUUUACCUCGAUUUCAUUCACAUCGUCCUAUACUUCAGUGACACUCGACGACUUCAAAUUCCACGCGAACGUAGAGAGACGCGAAGAGACCCAGAGUUGUCGUUCCGACAAAGUUACGUUUCGUGUUUCCCCGGCGCGCGUGUAGUCCCCGUUAGAAUAUUUCCUCGAGCGCGCUCGAGCUUUCCCAUCGUGAAACUCUCGACAUGGGAACAGAGUACAAAGCCAGUUUCACGCCGCUGGACAUCUGGAGCCAUCGCGUGUUACAUCGAAAUCCGCGCGCGAGAGAGUGAGAGAGAGAGAAUCAGCCUGAAGCUAGGCGAACGACCGGCGACGAGCAAGAUCCACGUCGACAUGUUUUCUCUCCCCCCCCCCCCCUCAUCCCUCUUCCCAUCUCGUCUGCCCUUUUAUCACGGUCGAAAUUUUUCCCAUUGUCGCCCGGUCUUUGCUCGUCGUAGUCGCGUUGAUGGCUGUUGUCGUCGUCUCGACAAUCACGGACACGGCGUUCACGCCUCGGAUUCAGCGCGACGACGACGACGACGAGAGAUGACGACUACCGAUUCCCUCCCGUGUGUGCACGCGGAAUAAGUGCCGUUAGAUUGCGAGGCUACGAGGCGCGGAACGGUGACGGGCAAGCGGUUCUUUAGCGGUUUAGAUUCGGUGCAAUAAGGAGGCGUGUGCGUGUAUAAUUUAAGACGAAGCUCCCUCAGUUCCUAAAUUGCGUGUAGAGCGAGUGAAAGAAAAAAAAAAAAAAGAAAAUGAAAAACAGCGUAAAACGAUUCGAUUCGAACGCGGCGACGAAAACCUGGUGGACCGGCGAGAGAGCGUUUUGCCGGGCGAUUCUCGCGAGCGCGCGGGAAACACGCGCCUCGCGUGGUCCGUUACUUCGAUCUCUCUCUUCGUCGUGAGAUUGCCGACAGGGAAACAGAGAAAGGAGAAGCAAAACGGGUAAAAGGAAGAGUAAAAUUAAAGAAAGAGAAGGACGCGCCCUGCGACGAUGUGUCAGUCACCGAGCAACAGCGGACGCGUAACGUGUUUUGCAGUUUAGCUUUGUCACGCUUUCGUCGAGUUCGCGGUAUAAUGGAAAACGUCGGCCGAGGACGAGCGAAACGGACUUCAACGCGAUGGAAAACGAAGAAAUGUAACCGAGUGACGCGAGCAUCGCGCGGAAUAAACGGAGGAGAAGAUGAGAGAAGUUCGUUGGAGACGAAGCAGAAGAGAGGAGUCCGUAGAAUUUACUAGCGUUACUAGUCCCGGUGCAAGCAAGCGGGGAUCGAAUCAACCGGCGUGAAACAGAUUUAUAAAUGAUCGAUCCCUUCUGGUGCGUGUAAAUACUGCAUCGGGGCCCAGCCCUGUUAGCACGUAAGCCGUAAAAACAAGUGAAAAAAAAAUCUGUGUAAAAUACGAUAUUGUGAUAAGAUGUGUAAAGAUACGAGAGAGCAAGAGCGAGAGAGAGAGAGAGAGAGAGAGAAAGAGAGAGAGAAUGGAAGCCAGAAAUCGUCUAUAUACAUAUAGGUUAAUAACAACACGGCAGACCCCAGUUUAUCAAUUUUAUCGAGUACCCUUGUACGAAUAUUAGAUAUUACGAGGACUAAAAUACCUUAAUUAUGAUUACUAUUGUAUAAAAUAUGAAUAAUAACUAAUUAAUUCAAUUUAA
Messenger RNA from Frieseomelitta varia, 4358 nucleotides. RefSeq names its product homeotic protein distal-less-like. The record is from RefSeq and is a predicted model, not a curated record. The transcript is spliced from 3 exons. NCBI's taxonomy places the organism in Eukaryota, Metazoa, Arthropoda, Insecta, Hymenoptera, Apidae. The coding region runs from base 43 to 504 and encodes 153 amino acids.